Molecule: messenger RNA, 1161 nt
Organism: Lactuca sativa (garden lettuce)
Lineage: Eukaryota; Viridiplantae; Streptophyta; Magnoliopsida; Asterales; Asteraceae
Source: RefSeq, a predicted model, not a curated record
AUGCUUCAGUCUAUCAAUGACGCCGACAAACCUGCUCCCAGGGACAAGAAACCAGAAAAGGGGAAAGACAAGAAAGUAGUCAAAGGGGUGAAAGGCCCUUCUCCUAAAAAGAGAAAAUCAACGAAGGCUGCCCAAUCACCUCCUCCAAAGAAGAGGAAAACCCAUCCCAGGCGGAAACUCAUUCUUGCCUCUUCCUCCAGUGAAUCUGAGGAUGAGAGUUCAGACUCAGAGGAGUCGUUUCGAGGCGACUCUCCUCCCUGUUCGCCUUCACAUGAAUCUUUACAGGGGGCAGCUGAAUCUAAUGCAGCGAAGGUUGAUUCCGUUGUUGAGAAGCUGGCUACUUUAUUUGCAUUAGAAAAGCAACUCUUUGCCGGUCUUCGUCAGACUCUUGAAGCUGACAAUAAAUCUUUCCAGGCGGUUGUUGAGGAGCGAUUGACCAAGCUCCAAGAAGACCUUGCUUCGGAGAACUCUGUGAUGGAUGCGCUUGCACGCAAAACAACUGCUCUAAAGAUCAAGAGUCUUCAGCUUUCCCAAUCAGAAAAGGAGGUUCAUUCUCUUCGAUCUGAGCGAGCGGUCAUUUCGAGUUGUGUUUCGGAUGUCCACGGAGCUCUCUCCAACAUUAUUGAAGCACACGACCCAAUUCUCAACUACUUAGUGAGGCGAACUCUUGCUGAGAAGCUUGCUCCUGCCCUUGCCCUGCUCUGCAAAAUUGAGGGGCUUCCUAAGUACGUGUCCCAUCCAAAACAAGGGGGAGAAGGAGCUUUAAAGGGCGAAAAUCAAUCUCAACCGCCUCCUUCUUCUACACCCGCUUCAACUAAAGCAACCGAACCUCCAACAACUGGUCAUGCUUCAGGUUCUGGUGCUCAAGAUAAAGGGAAAAAGGCUCUGGAUGACAGUGAUGGCGAUGAUGACAAAGAAACCAUUGCUGAUCUCUCGAAGAAACAGGCCAAGGAUAAGGAUCCAGACAUGAGUGCUCGGAUCGCUAGAGAGGCAGAAGCAAACGAAAGGAAGAUGAAGGAGAAUUCUGAAGAUGACAAAAAGUAUUUCAAUGAUAUGAUCCAGUGGUACAUUCGUUUCAGACAAACCAUUCUUGCCAUCAUUCCCUGUCUGUUCAAUACCACGAAGAAAGUUCCUGCAGCAGGAUCCAGCAAGCCAAAGUAG